AUGGUUCAAGACCAUCCUGCUCAGAUACUAGCUGAUACUGGUGCUGGUUUGUCCAUAGUCUCAGAUUCUUUCAUUAGUAAGUACCAAAUACCCACAAAACCCAUAAAAACAAGAUCAAUCCAUGGUGUCACCAGGCACCAACUCUCCAUCAAUAGUUCUGCAAGCAUGCAGGUAUCUAUUGGUACACACAAUCUGGGUGUGGUCAAAGCUUCAGUGGCCGACACUGUGGACUAUGACCUCAUCCUGGGGUUCACUGAGCUAUGGAGGCUCAAACCCACCAUACAAUGGGAUACGGGCUGUCAUGGGCCUGGAUGCUCAAGAAGCAGGAGGGUCAUGGGUUCAUAUGGAAGGAGCACAGGUAUCGAAGACCUAGUCGACACCAGUAGAGAGCAUGGUCGUAGUGCAGUCUCCAUGGAGACCAUGGACUCCUAUGGACUCACAUGCAAAGGAGGGCCAAGCACAGCCACGAGGAGGACCAAGCUCAAGGAGCAGGCACAGCCACGAGGAGGACCAAGCUCAAGGAGCAGGCACAGCCACGAAGAGGACCAAGCUCAAGGAGCAUGCAGAUGGUUACCACUCAGGGGCUCGAGAGACAAGAGCCAAAGGAACUGUCACUGA
Molecule: messenger RNA, 618 nt
Organism: Ustilago hordei
Lineage: Eukaryota; Fungi; Basidiomycota; Ustilaginomycetes; Ustilaginales; Ustilaginaceae
Exons: 1
Coding region: 1-618 (205 amino acids)
Source: RefSeq, a predicted model, not a curated record